Molecule: messenger RNA, 2109 nt
Organism: Saccostrea cuccullata (small rock oyster)
Lineage: Eukaryota; Metazoa; Mollusca; Bivalvia; Ostreida; Ostreidae
Exons: 1
Coding region: 1-2109 (702 amino acids)
Biological process (GO): DNA integration
Molecular function (GO): nucleic acid binding
Source: RefSeq, a predicted model, not a curated record
AUGUUUGGAAUUUCGUGUGCACCGGAAAUUUACCAACGAAUAAUACAGCAAGUCUUACAAGGGAUCACAGGCUGUAAGAAUAUAUCAGACGAUAUAAUUGUCUUCGGCAAAAAAAAAGAAGAACAUGAUAAAGCGCUUCGGGAAGUUUUCAAUAAACUUCGAGAGAGUAAUCUGACCCUGAACAAAGAGAAAUGCGAAUUUUACAAGACAGAGCUGAAAUAUAUGGGACACAUAUUAUCCAAAGAAGGAAUUAAAGUCGACCAAGAGAAAGUCAAAGCGGCUCAGGAAGCAAAACAACCCAGUAAUGUACAUGAAGUCCGCAGUUUUCUUGGACUUGUCAAUUACUGUGCAAGAUUCAUUCCGAAUUUAGCAACAAUAGCUGAGCCAAUCCGUAAGCUGACACGCAAGUCAACAAAAUGGGAGUGGGGAAACACGGAAACAAAAGCUUUCAUCCAACUAAAAGAGUUAUUAACAUCAUCAGAAGUUAUGGCGUACUAUAAACUAAGCGCAGAAACAAGACUAAUUGUAGAUGGAAGUCCUUAUGGGCUCGGAGCAAUAUUAGAACAAAAACAAAAUGACGGAGAAUUUCGUCCAGUGGCUUACGCAAGUCGUACCCUCACUGACACUGAGCGACGGUACUCUCAAACCGAACGAGAAGCACUGUCAAUUGUAUGGGCAUGCCAACGAUUUCAAACAUAUUUGUAUGGAGUAGAUUUUACCAUCUUGACAGAUCACAAACCCCUUACCUACAUAUGUACACCAAAACACAAACCACCUGCUAGAAUAGAACGAUGGAUCAUGAAACUACAACCAUUUAAAUUUACUGUGAUCUAUACUCCAGGAAGCCAAAACGCAGCUGAUGUACUUUCACGCCAGGAAAAUGCAAACAAUAAUACUCCGACUCAAGAACAAACAAGCGCAGAAGACUAUGUCAAUUUCGUAAUCGAACACGCAGUACCAAAAGCAAUGACCAUAGAGGAAAUUGAGCGCGAAUCCGAAAAUGACCCUACGCUGCAACAAGUACGGGAAAACAUAACUUCAGGAAACUGGACCAAAUCGGACAAAAUUUUACCAUUUUACCAUAUCCGAUCAGAGUUAUCAGUUCGAGGACCGAUUGUACUAAAACAGGCUCGAAUGAUCAUCCCACAAUCCCUGCGGAAGAGAACACUAGAAAUCGCACAUGAGUCGCAUCAAGGAGUCGUUAAAACAAAGGCACUUUUACGAGAAAAAGUGUGGUGGCAAAAAAUGGACGAAGAUGUUGAAACCGCUGUAUUGUCAUGUCAUGCAUGUCAAAUGGUAUGUAAAGCAAAUCAACGAGCACCCGUUACGAUGACAGACCUACCCACAGGACCCUGGAAAAAAUUAGGAAUGGAUUUAUGCGGACCAUUCACAACAGGAGAACAAGUAUUAGUAAUAGUCGAUUACUAUACUAGAUAUCCAGAAAUCGAAAUCCUGAAGUCUGUAACUUCAGAAGCUAUUAUUAGACGACUAGUGAGAAUUUUUGCAACCUAUGGAUUACCAGAAGAAAUAGUCACAGACAACGGCAGACAAUUCAUAUCGGAUGAAUUUGAAAAUUUCUUAGCGCGGAACGGAAUUAAACAUCACAGAACUUUACCGUACUGGCCUCAAGCUAAUGGGGAGGUUGAAAGAUUCAAUGCAACACUAAAGAAAUCUGCACAAAUUGCAAAAGUAGAGCGCAAGGAUUGGAGAUUUGAAAUAUAUAAAUUUCUCCUAAAUUAUCGGAAUACACCGCACAGCACAACAGGAGAAUCACCUGCAAAAUUAAUGUUCGGCAGAGAAUUGAGAACAAGAAUUCCACAAUUGCCACAAAAUCAAAGGAACAGAAUUCUUAACCGUCGGGACAGAAGAAAUAAAAUUCGAAUUAAAACAUAUGCAGACCGAUUGCUCAACGCAAAAUCUGUCAAAUUGCUUGCGGGGGAGAGAGUGCUGAUAAAGAACAAUAUGCCAAAAUCCAAGUUAGACACAAAAUGGAAUGGACCGUUCACAGUUAUAUCUCACGAGGGCAAUGCUGUGAAGAUUGACAUUAAUGGUAGAGCUACUUAUCGAAACAUCAACCACGUGCGACCCUUUAACGGCACGCGACAAUGA